Molecule: messenger RNA, 2350 nt
Organism: Eucalyptus grandis
Lineage: Eukaryota; Viridiplantae; Streptophyta; Magnoliopsida; Myrtales; Myrtaceae
Product: protease Do-like 9
Exons: 9
Coding region: 209-1948 (579 amino acids)
Biological process (GO): proteolysis
Molecular function (GO): protein binding; serine-type endopeptidase activity
Source: RefSeq, a predicted model, not a curated record
UCUCUGCAACUACCGUGGGACGAGGGGACACGGAAGAUUCAACGGGAGAUUCACCGCCAUUUCCCUCCAUUUUCAGCUCCGCCGCCACCGCCCUUUAAAUCCGCCGCCGCCGCUGCGACGAUCGAUCGCGGUUCGAAAUCGGAGACUGCCCCGACCAGGAAGAAGACGGCCCUCUAGUCCGCGUUCUGCAUCUACAGCACACAGACGGAUGGGCGAGAUUAAACGCAAGAGGGGCCCGAAUCCGAAAUCCGCCUCCAAGACGGCCGCCGCCGCCGCCGCCACCACCGCCGAAGCCGCCGACGACGAGAAAUUCUCCGCUGGGAGCGCGGAGAUGAUCGAGCCCGCCAGCAGCCCCGCCGGGCGCCGCAAUCGCCGGGGCCGCAAUCGCCGCAAGGCGUCCGAGAAACCCGAGGCCUCCUCGCCGGCCGUCGUGCCCGCGCGGAGCGUCCCCGGCGGCGGCGGCGUCGAGAGCGGCGACUUCGGCGUGAUAAGCGAUUUGCUGCGGGGCGCAGUGGCGGCCGAGAUGGCGGAGGGCGUCGUGGCGAGGGUGGCCCCGGCGAUGGAGGCAGUGGUGAAAGUGUUCUGCGUGCACACGGAGCCGAAUUUCUCGCUUCCGUGGCAGAUGAAGAGGCAAUACAGCAGUAACAGCAGUGGGUUCGUGAUCAAGGGGAGGAGAGUUUUGACGAAUGCGCAUUCGGUGGAGCAUUACACGCAGGUGAAGGUGAAGAAGCGGGGGUCUGAUACCAAGUACGUGGCCAAGGUGUUGGCAAUUGGGACUGAGUGUGACAUUGCUAUGCUUACGGUUGAUGAUGAUGAGUUUUGGGAAGGAGUGUCAUCUGUGGAAUUUGGCGAUUUGCCUGCACUUCAGGAUGCUGUGACUGUUGUUGGCUAUCCUAUUGGUGGAGACACAGUAUCUGUGACUAGUGGUGUGGUAUCACGUAUUGAGAUCUUAUCAUAUGUUCAUGGUUCCACUGAGCUGCUCGGGCUGCAGAUUGAUGCAGCUAUAAAUGCUGGCAAUUCGGGUGGCCCUGCCUUUAAUAAUAAGGGCAAGUGUGUGGGUAUUGCAUUUCAGUCCCUUAAACAAGAAGAUGUGGAGAACAUUGGUUAUGUCAUACCAACACCAGUAAUCAUGCAUUUUAUUCAAGACUAUGAGAAGAAUGGAGGAUAUAUGGGUUUUCCUCUUCUUGGGAUUGAGUGGCAGAAGAUGGAAAAUCCCGAUUUACGUAUGGCAAUGGGUAUGAACGCUGAUCAAAAGGGUGUGCGCAUUAGAAGAAUUGAUCCUACCUCUCCAGAAUCUGCAGUCUUGAAGCCAUCAGAUAUCAUUCUCAGCUUUGAUGGGGUUGAUAUUGCCAAUGAUGGAACUGUACCUUCUCGGCACGGGGAGCGUAUUGGCUUUAGUUACCUUGUCUCACAGAAGUACACUGGGGAUACUUCAGUGAUCAAAGUCCUGCGCGAUUCCAAAAUCUUUAUAUUUGAUGUGAAACUUGGUAUGCACAAGAGGGUCAUCCCAUUGCACAGUGAAGGCAGACCACCCUCCUACUAUAUAAUUGCUGGAUUCGUUUUUAGCACCAUCUCUGUUCCAUAUCUUCGUUCUGAGUAUAAGGAUGAAUCUGAAGCUCCUGUGAAGCUUUUGGACAAACUCUUGCAUUCAAUGCCACAAUCACCAGAUGAGCAACUUGUUGUGGUUUCUCAGGUGCUCGCGGGUGAUAUCAACGUUGGGUAUGAAGACAUUGUAAACACUCCGGUUCUUGCUUUCAAUGGUAAACCUGUGGAAAACUUGAAGAGCUUAGCCAGCAUGGUGGAGAGCUGUGAGGAAGAAUUUCUGAAAUUUGAUCUGGAAUACCAACAGAUUGUAGUUCUUCGAACAGAGACUGCAAGAGCAGCUACCCUGGAUAUACUCAAAACCCACUGCAUACCAUCAGCGAUGUCUGAUGAUCUGAAGAGCUGAAGCCCAUAUAUGGUUGCCUGGUUGUUGUGUCGUGAGGGUUAAUUGCACUGCUUCUGCUUUGGGCACUUGUGAACGAUAUCAGAGAAAGGGUCAGGUCUUAUACGUGGAAAGUCUCCUCUUUGAUGGAAGGAAAGUCUCACUUUUUCUGGAUUACCCACUGUAGGAGACACAUUUCGGGAUGGGGAUGGGAUGGGAGCAUUAGUUCUUAUUUUAUUGCAGAAACCAUAGGGUACAUUUUAGCUUAUGAUCUUUACCUCUGUGAUUGUUUCAUUCUUGUGUCCAGAUGUACACUGCCUACUGUGAGACUACUCCAACAUGAUGGCUGACUACACUUCUGUAUUUUACUUAUUCAUAUAUGAAUUAUCUGUUGCUUCUGGGUCUAAUUGAAAACCCAAUGACACA